Cajanus cajan (pigeon pea) is the source of this 4992-nucleotide messenger RNA. RefSeq names its product eukaryotic translation initiation factor 2 (eIF-2) family protein. Gene Ontology annotation, cellular component: mitochondrion; cytoplasm. Gene Ontology annotation, molecular function: GTP binding; translation initiation factor activity; GTPase activity. The record is from RefSeq and is a predicted model, not a curated record. Gene Ontology annotation, biological process: translational initiation. Lineage: Eukaryota; Viridiplantae; Streptophyta; Magnoliopsida; Fabales; Fabaceae.
CACAUUCUUUCAGGGCUUCAUCGCCGCUCUAUCCAUCUCUCGCACAACGCAGAUUCAUUUUCGCUUUUUUUCUUUCCCCUUCGCUGCGGAUUUCGAUCUUAUUCUGUUCCUCUCACGCAUUUGCUUCGUAUCGAUCUCCUUUUGCAGUUCCGUCAAUCCAACGCAAGACAAAACCCUAAUCCGCCAUGGGAAGGAAGAAGCCUUCGGCGAGGGACGACGAGAACGCCUCGCAGCCAGGCGCCGCCGGGAAAUCGAAGAAGAAGGCGCUGCUCAUCGACGACGACGAGUACGCCAUCGGAACGGAGCUCUCUGAGGAGCCGGCGCCGGAGGAGAAGCCUGCUGGGAAGAAGAAAGGUAAAAAAGGUAAUGCUAAAGCUAAGAAUAAUGAUAACGAUGAUGAUGAUGAUGAUGAUGUUGAGGUUAAUGAUGACGAGGAUGUGCCUGAGGUUGUGUUUGCUGGGAAGAAGAAGGGGAAAAAUAAGAAAGGUGGUGGGAGCAGUGGGUUCACUGCGUCUGGCUUUGGUUUGCUUGGUGAUGAGGAAGGUGAUGAAGAAGAGAAAUCUGAGUUAAUGGGUGAGGAGGAUGAGGAUGAGCCUGUGGUGAGUUUUUCGGGUAAGAAGAAGCCAUCGAAGAAAAGUGGUGGCAGUGUGUUCAGUGCAUCUGCUUUUGAUGCUAUUGAUGAUGGGGAGGCUGGUGAGGAGGAGGAGGAUGAGCCAGUGGUUAGUUUUUCUGGCAAGAAGAAGUCUUCCAAGAGUUCGAAGAAAGGCAGUGGCGGUGGCAGUUUGUUCACUGCCUCGGCUUUUGAUGCUAUUGAUGAUGAUGAGGAUGGUGAGGUUGUGGAUGAUAAGGAUGAGGAUGUUGAUGCUGAUGAGCCUGUUAUUACUUUCACGGGGAAGAAGAAGUCUUCCAAAGGGAGUAAGAAGGGUGGGUCUGUGUUUUCAGCUGCGGUUCUCGGUGAGAUUGAUGAUGGAGAGGAGAAUAAGGAUGAAAAGGAGGAUGGUGAUGAUGAUGACGACAUUGGACCAAUCACUUUCUCUGGUAAGAAAAAGAAGUCUUCAAGAAAGACUGUUAAUUCGGCUAGCAAAGGUGUUUCAGUCGAGGAUGAUGAGUCUGGUAAAGGUGGUGAUAACAAGGAUGAGGAUGACCUUUCUUUAGUUACGUUUUCUGGUAAAAAGAAGUCAUCUAAGAAGAAAGGCAGUGGUGCUGCUGCCAAAGGGAUUGAUGAAUUUGGGCUUGGGAGUGAAAAUGUGGAUGUAGUUGAGCCUGAGCAGCCCAGUGAUGCUGGCAACACCAAUGCAAAUAAGAGUGAAGGGUUUGCUGAAACUUCUAAAAAUAAGAAGAAGAAUAAGAAAAAGAGUGGAAGAACUGCUCAAGAGGAGGAGGAUCUGGACAAACUUCUUGCAGAGCUUGGUGAGGCCCUUCCUGUGCCAAAACCCACAGCUGUUGCACCGCAGGAUGAUAAAGUUCAGCCCACUCCUGAAGUAGGUCCUGUUGCUGAUGCCUCUGGGGAAAAGGAGGGUGAAGACGAGACUGUAGAGUCAGCUGCUGCAAAGAAGAAGAAGAAGAAGAAGGAAAAGGAAAAGGAGAAGAAGGCAGCUGCGGCCGCAGCAGCAGCAGCAGGAAGUGUGCCAGAAAAAGAAACAGCAGAGGUUAAAGCUGAGAUUAUUGAAUCAAAGAAGAAUGAGUCAAAGACUAAAGCGGCUGAUAAGAAAGUGCCAAAGCAUGUUAGGGAGAUGCAAGAGGCACUAGCUAGAAGAAAAGAGGCUGAAGAAAGGAAGAAAAGAGAAGAGGAGGAGAGGUUAAGGAAGGAGGAAGAGGAGCGACGAAAGCAAGAGGAACUUGAGAGACAGGCAGAGGAGGCUAGACGUAGAAAGAAGGAAAGAGAAAAGGAGAAACUCCAGAAGAAAAAGCAAGAAGGUAAACUGUUAUCUGGAAAGCAGAAGGAAGAAGCCCGGCGUUUGGAGGCAAUGAGGAGGCAGAUUCUCAAUAAUACAGGGGGUAUGACUCUCCCUUCUGGGGAGUCUGGUGCUCCGGCCAAAAAACCCAUAUAUCAGACAAAGAAAUUAAAACAAAAUCAACGGAAUCAGAAUGGUGCUGCUGCUCAGACAGCUGAAAGUGUUGAAGCAAGGGAAGCUACCACUGAUUUGGCCUCAGAGGAACCAGAAAAGAUUGAAGAAGUGGAGUCAGUGCAAGUGGAUGAGAAAGUUGAAGCUCCUGUAGCUGUUGAAGAGGCUGAAGCAGAAGAUGAUGAAGAGGAUGAAUGGGAUGCAAAAAGCUGGGAUGAUGUUAAUCUGAAUGCCAAAGGCGCAUUUGCUGAUGAAGAGGCUGACUCAGAGCCUGUACCUAUUGUCAAAAAGGAGAUUAAAAAUGCUUUACCUGCUCAGAAUGCUGGUGCUUCUAAUAAAACUGUUUCUAAGCCUGUGGAUGAAGAAGGUGAAAAUGGAAAGCAGGCUAAAGCAGUCACUAUGAACAAAAAUAACAACAGGGAACUACAAAAGUCUGCUGUGCCUCCUAAGCCUAAUGAUGAGAACCUCCGCUCCCCUAUUUGCUGUAUCAUGGGGCAUGUGGAUACUGGCAAAACUAAGCUGCUGGACUGUAUUCGAGGUACUAAUGUUCAGGAGGGUGAGGCUGGUGGUAUCACACAACAGAUUGGUGCAACAUACUUUACUGCUGAGAAUAUACGUGAUAGAACAAAGGAACUGAAAGCUGAUGCAAAGCUGAAAGUUCCUGGUCUACUGGUUAUUGAUACCCCAGGGCAUGAGUCAUUUACUAACUUGAGGUCUCGGGGUUCAGGUCUAUGUGAUAUUGCAAUUUUGGUUGUUGACAUUAUGCAUGGGUUAGAGCAACAAACAAUAGAAUCACUAAAUCUAUUAAAGAUGAGGAAUACAGAAUUCAUUGUUGCCUUGAAUAAGGUUGACAGGCUUUAUGGGUGGAAAACAUGUCGCAAUUCUCCAAUUGUUAAAGCAAUUAAGCAGCAGACUAAGGAUGUUCAAAAUGAGUUUAAUAUGAGGCUCACUCAGAUUAUUACUCAAUUCAAGGAACAGGGCCUGAAUACUGAGUUGUAUUAUAAAAACAAAGAAAUGGGAGAAACGUUCAGCAUUGUGCCUACAAGUGCAAUAAGUGGUGAAGGAAUUCCUGAUUUGUUAUUACUAUUGGUUCAAUGGACCCAAAAAACAAUGGUUGAGAAACUUACAUACAGUGAAGAAGUGCAGUGUACUGUUUUAGAGGUGAAGGUAGUUGAAGGCCAUGGAACUACUAUUGAUGUUGUUUUAGUUAAUGGUGUUCUUCAUGAAGGAGAACAAAUAGUCGUCUGUGGAAUGCAGGGGCCAAUUGUUACCACAAUUCGAGCUUUAUUAACACCUCAUCCAAUGAAGGAACUUCGUGUCAAGGGAACAUACCUUCAUCACAAAGAAAUCAAAGCUGCAAUGGGUAUAAAAAUCACCGCUCAGGGGCUUGAACAUGCCAUUGCUGGCACUGGUUUAUAUGUGGUGAAGCCUGAUGAUGACUUGGAAGAUGUUAAAGAAUCAGCCAUGGAGGAUAUGCGGUCAGUCAUGAGCAGGAUUGACAGGACUGGUGAAGGUGUUUGUGUACAGGCAUCUACCCUUGGCUCCUUGGAAGCAUUAUUGGAGUUUUUGAAAACCCCGGAAGUGAGCAUCCCUGUUAGUGGUAUAAGCAUAGGCCCUGUACAUAAAAAGGAUGUAAUGAAGGCCAGUGUAAUGCUUGAAAAGAAGCGAGAAUAUGCAGCUAUAUUGGCAUUUGAUGUCAAAGUUACUCCUGAGGCUAGGGAACUGGCAGAUGAAUUGGGUGUGAAGAUAUUCAUUGCUGAUAUCAUUUAUCAUCUGUUCGAUCAAUUUAAAGCUUAUAUUGACAACAUUAAGGAGGAGAAAAAGAGAGAAGCUGCUGAUGAGGCAGUCUUCCCAUCUGUUAUGAAAAUCUUACCAAAUUGCAUUUUCAACAAGAAGGACCCAAUUGUUUUGGGAGUUGAUAUCCUCGAAGGCAUCUUGAAGAUUGGGACUCCAAUAUGUAUUCCUUCCAGAGAGUUCAUUGAUAUUGGUCGCAUUGCGUCCAUUGAAAAUAACCAUAAACCCGUUGAUUAUGCAAAGAAGGGGCAGAAAGUAGCCAUUAAGAUUAUUGGCAGCAAUCCUGAAGAGCAACAAAAAAUGUUUGGGAGGCAUUUUGAGAUUGAUGAUGAACUUGUAAGCCAUAUUUCACGGAGAUCUAUUGAUAUACUCAAAACUAAUUACCGGGAUGAUCUAUCUAUGGAGGAAUGGAGGUUGGUUGUGAAAUUGAAGAAUCUUUUCAAGAUACAAUGAGGAGACUUGAGGCACUCGAGUAUUCAUUCGAGAAAAAUGAGGUUUUAGAGAAAUGUUUGGUUUUAUGCAACACUUCGAAGGAUUUGUUGAGGAUGCGAUUGGAUCCACCAUGGAGACCAGUAAAGCUGAUACGAUGAUUCAGAGAAGAUGGUGCUGUGUCAUGGAGAUGCAAAAAUAACUUACAUAGUCGAUGCUCCAAAUGCUCUGUUAGGUGGAAAAGCUCAGGACAAAAGGAUGCGAAAAUGGAAACUGGCAAGGUCCAAGUUUUGUGAAUUACUACCAUAUAUAUACAUAUCUGUGGUAUACAUGGAAGCAAAUAAGGGUUCUAAAUGCAUUUCAGUGAGGAAAAUCAAAAUUUUACGGGAGUAAUUAUUGAUUUAACUAUAAAGUAUUCACUUUUGUUUUCCGAGUGUACUAAUUUUGUACAAAAUUUUCCAUCUGUAGCCAAUUUUUUUUUUUGUUGCGAGUUAUGUAUCCUUUUGAUGUUCCUACCAAGUAUUUGGUUAUGGAAGCCGUUAGUAAUGGCAAAGUUUCAACUGAGCCACGUGGAGCCUAAAGUUAUUGUGUUUGAAUGUUUUGGCAUUCGCAGCUCCUUAUCCAUAACCCUAGUCUCUCUACUAGGGCAAUUUUCGAGUACAUCUAUGUUUUUCUAAAUGGUUAAAGUAGUUUGUGGUGAUUA